UGUGACCGGGCAUCCCUUGCCAACAUGGCGGCGCUCAGCAAGUCCAUACCGCACAACUGCUACGAAAUUGGCCACACGUGGGACCCUUCUUGUGUCACCGCUUUUCGUCAGGUCAGCUGGGGCGCCUUCGACGAGGCCGUGCGAAUUUACACGCCGCUCUACUUGAUCGCCGCGCUGCUGCGGAGGCGUAAGCUCGACUACUACCUGUACCGACUGCUGCCGGAGCUCUCGCGGUCGGUGGCCUUCCUCAGCGCCAAUGGCGGCCUCUACAUUGCCUUCUUCUGUAUUCUGCGAAAGUUUAUGGGUGGCUUCAACUCGUGGCUGGGUGGCUUCUGGGCGGCACUGCCAGCCUCCUACAUCGCCAUCCUCCUGGAAAGAAAAAGCAGGAGAGGCCUGUUGACCAUCUACAUGGCAAAUUUGGCGACCGAGACCAUCUUCCGGAUGUGCGUGACCCGCAGAUACGUGACGCCCGUCAGGCACGGAGAGGUCCUGCUGUUUUGUAUCACGGCGUCCCUCUACAUGUACCUGUUCAGGUGUAAAGAUGGUCUCAAGGGCUUCUCAUUCUCGGCAUUGAAGUUCCUGGUGGGCAAGGAGGAGCGGCUGGACCACACCCCCGAGGCGUUGACAGGGGACCGGGUGGCCGCGGCACGUGCCGACGACUCGGAGCGACCGGCGGCGGUGGCGGCAGCGGCGGCGGCGAUCCCUGGCCACAGGCCGUCCCGCCUGGCACUCAUCCGCUACCUCGUCCGCCUCCUCGUCAAGAGUGGCCCAAGGCAUCGAUGCUGCAAGCAUCACAAUGAAAACUGCAUCUAUUACAGCUUCAAGGCGUUCGUGCGGAUGUUCAGCGUCGGCUACUUGAUCCAGUGCUGCCUGCGCGUGCCGGCCGCCAUUCGCCACCUGUUCACACGGCCCUCGCGCGUCCUCCCCACGCUCGUGCACCGUGAAAACCUCCGCCUCGGGGCCUUCCUCGGGUCCUUUGUCAGCCUCUACAAGGGGACCAGCUGCCUCCUGAGAUGGAUGAGGAAUUUGGACGACGAGCUGCACGCACUUCUCGCCGGCUUUGUUGCCGGCCUGUCGAUGAUGUUCUACAAGAGCACCUCCAUUUCCAUGUACCUGUCCUCCAAACUUGUGGAGACGCUGUACUUCAAGGGGAUCGAGGCGGGCAGCUUCCCGUACUUCCCGCACGCUGACACCAUCAUCUACGCCAUCUCCACCGCCAUCUGUUUCCAAGCGGCCGUCAUGGAGGUGCACAACCUGAGGCCGUCCUACUGGAGGUUUCUGCUGCGUCUCACCAAGGGAAGAUUCGCGCUGAUGAACCGGAAGGCUCUGGACGCGUUAGGGACCCAGGCCUCGCGGGACUUCAAGGACUUUGACCUCAAGUUGGAUCCCCGUUUCACGCACACGGCCGGCUCUAGCCGCUGAGCGGACGGACCGUGGCACGCGCGCCGCCCGCGCCGAUGGGAUGCGUUCGACGGCACACGCCUUUGCCGAUGGGGCGUUCGUAACGACUAAACCUGAAUGCCGCCACGCAACGCGCGAGAUGAUUUGUACGCGAGCCCUGUUCGAAUGCACGAACACGGGUCGAUUGUUAACACGUUACCUAAUUGAGAUUUUGAAAUGAUUCCAAAAAUUUGUUGUCACCGUUUGUUUUAGCCCAAUGCAAAGCCAAAUUGUGUUAGUCAAAUUUAAGUUUUAAAUUGCCUUUGAUUGGUGUGAUGGUACUAACACGGUCUUACGAAAACAUUGAAAUGUAAUCCGUGUUCUAAGUAUGCGAGAGCCUGUUGAGAUUCAUCAUAUUUACGAUUGCAACUUAUGCCAAUAUUAUAAUAGGUCCAAUAUGAUUAAAGCCAAUGAUGGGCAGAAAAAUGCAAAAUAUGUUAGAAGAGUAACUUGCAGCACUUGGAGACUUGACACUUUAUCAAAUAUGCCGAGCACAGCAUCCCAGUGUGCACUGGUGGCAAGGUGCCAAGAUUAACACCGCCAGUGUACAUUUCAACACAAACUCCCGAGCGUGACAUGGCAAUGGUAUGGCAAUGCUGCUUUUGCAAGGCUGAAACUUCCACGAGCAGGCCAUGCCAUCCAAGUUCGGUUGACCACUGGCAGCUUUACUUGGGUGAUUUUUUUUUCCAGUUCUGCUUGCGUCCGGCCUAAUGCACCGCACAAUUGCGUAUGCCCGCGUAUGCGACGGGUAAUUAUUAUUCUUAUUAUGUUAACCAAAGAACAGGUCUUGGUUACAUCGACGCAGAAUGGAAUCUGCCACCGUUUUAAUUUGUCAGAAUGGUUUUUUGACGGACACCAGCGGCAGGACGUGUUGAACGUGUACCUCUGAAGACAACCUAAUGGUUGAGAUCGGUGGGAUCUGAACAUUGCUGCCGGGUGCCUCGGAGGGCGUCCCGAACGUCGGCAUUGGUCCAGUGACGCAGAGAUACUGAUUUCUAAUCCGGGAGCCAGCCGUUCGCAAUUAAAUCGGCUUCUGAUGCAUAUUGGAUUCAAUGAUUCUCAACUGACAUGUUGGGUGUUUGCACUCAAUUCGGCAUCCCCGUGGGAUGACUGCCGGUGUGAUAGCCAUGGAAAACAAUUCUUGGUGGAGCGUGCACUCCCCCUGCUGUUGCCUGGGGGAGGCGGCGCUGAGCUAUUGCGACGGUUGCUUGUGGGAUUCGAGAAUCGAGCGAUGUGCUUAGACUUGGCGUGAACGCGCCAAACGCAGAUCACGCCCGAGGCUCCGUUCGUUUUGCUUGGCACGCGCGACCGGUACAGUGACGCUGUACUGGCAGCUCUUGACCAAUGCGCGCUUGAACGCACAGUGUUUGGGUCGCAGUCGUGCGGGAGCGCGCCCAAAGGCCACUUGUAUAAGUGCAACCUCUUACUCUGUAGACAGACGUCUAUCUCUGCGAUGGACCUCUGUGGGUUGCAGGCACGUUCCGUCGACCAAUGUUGCUAUUGCAGCCGUGGGGUCAACGGUGUCCAGCAGUUAAUUGUUGGCGGUGGUGUGGGCGGAUGUGGAGCAGUGAUCGAUGACAGAUGUAACAGUGCCUGUUACUGCGAUGUCAAAAAACACACGAGUCUCACCGAUUCAUACUAUAUUGGGUUAGGCUAUGUAAUGAAUCAUCUGAUCAAAUUUGAGUGACAAAAUGGAAAAGCAGGCAAUCUGUCACCUUCACAUAUCUGUCUUUCCACACAAAAAAAUUUAAGUAUUACAACUCAUCAGUCCAAAUGACCUGGGAGGUCGUCAUUUCGGCAGCAUUGAUUCAAUACAAGGUUUCAACAUUCAGUGUCCCUUGUCAGCAGUCAGGAUUGCUUGAAUCAAUGCUGGUGAACUGCCCGAAUGUUUAUAGGCAUAUUUUACUUGCUUUAAAACCCAAUAAACAAUUAUGAAUCGUAAUAGCGGCCGCGAAAACCUACGUGUUAGGUUUGCGAGUCUCAGUGUGGGAGUGAUCAGCUGUGAAUUGUCAUUUAAAACAAAAAACAAGGCAGCACUUGUAGCCAGACUAAUGAAAUAAAAACGGGUAAGAUUGAGGUCGUAAGGUUCUUGAAACUUCUAACGCAAUUUAUCAACCAAUUCUGCGAUCGUGCUAAAUAUUAAGAGCCAGAACAAUCCACUGAUGAAAAUCGAUUCUUUGUCCAAACGAUACACGCGGUUUAAAAUUGCUUUGCCCCCAAAAUUGAUUUUUGUCGAUUCUUUGUCAUCAUCAACGGGAAUGCGUCCACGGUGGUCAUCCUCUCAGAUGUGGCUUUUUUUGGCUUCUGUUCCGUCACUAUGCAGCCUCGUUCAUCUGCUAUGAUGAUGACAUGACAAUCGUUGGCUAAUGUGUAACGUUCAUGCAUGGACCAGCACGGCACAGGGAUAUAGGGCACGGUAUUGGAGAGACAGCGAUAUUUUACAAAACGAGAAAAAAAUACGGCAACAAACAUCCAAAUUUCAGUACAGACGAGACGGUACAAAAAGCUUAAAGCGCCGUGCUGAUGCCAUGAAUUCAUGUCGAGGUUGUGUCGUUCUGGCACGACUUCAUAUUAGUGAUCUGCAAGACAUCUCGCGGUCCACCAGAGGGCAUGGCGUGCACAUCUGUGAAAAAAAGGCUCCGAAACGAAGCGUGGUGUGUUUGCAUCGACUUAGUCACCGAAUUACAAGACCCACCUUUGCAUUACAAGACGUUAUGCCAUCGUGUGCCAGCAUCACGGUCCAAAUGCCCCAGAUUUGAGAAGAUUCUGGAUUGUGAAACGGCAAUCGUCUCCCCAGGGCCCUCUUGAAAACUAUCUUGACUCGGUGUGACUUUUCCCGAGUAAACUAAGCCGAAUGUUGAUGAUAUUGUACGUGAAUACCUGUGUCUUCUGGGAGACGUGCAUUAAACCAGUUGUUCAGGAUCAUCUUCCAGAAGGCGGUUCUCCAUUGUAACACGACCUCCCAGAGUGCUGAUAACACUACCCCCACCGAUCGUACGGAAUCCUCUUCCAGAAGACAUUUCCACCCCUUUUAAUUGUAAAUCCGUGCAAUCGUCAUCCUCAUCUGGGAGACGACUCUGCAUGGCAAUUUACUGUAUCAUCCAGAUUAUAAAAGGCACUUUUACAUUAACAAAAAAUUAUCGCACAAAAGUUUGGGGCGCAUCGUUUCCCAGAGCGUUUUUAGAAUUCGGGAGAAUGCGGUAAAACCCAAAGCAGUACAGCAACACGGACAAAUGUGUGGCAAGAGCAGGAGUUUUUUUUUUGUCGUUGAUCAAAAUAAUUGGAGAGCCGCAUAACACGCGGAGCUACUUGUACGCACACGCAAACACUAAAUAAUGGAAUAAACUGCGUCUAUUUAGCCCCCCACCCUCCCAGUUAUUCUUUAACAAUACCAGUUUAACGGUACAUUGUCGUCCGUCACCAAGACAUUCCAUAGUGACCCAUUCCCCGUCAUAUUGAUUAUUAUUUUAGCGUCAAAUUACGUUUAGGAUCUAUGAGAAUUUUUCUUCUUUAGAAAAUCGGCUGCUGCCCACAAGGGAGGGGGGAGCCAAAGAGCCGCAUGCGGCUCAGGUGCCGCAGGUUGCCGAGCCCCCUGGGUGAGAGAAUUCGACUGAUUUGGUUGGAUGCGCGUUGCUAUAUUGAUUGGGGGAGGGGGUGACGGGUUCCCAUCAUUUUUACAGCAUCAAUAAACGAGUACCAAUUUUUUAGGAGUUCGAGGUAUGGUUAUCCGUUUGGAGCGACUGGUGCCCGUCAGAGGAAUGUGGAACUGCUAUGAUAGGCUAGGAACCUCCAAUGAAAACAAUGACCCCUGACUCGGAUUAUAUCCGAAUCUGUGAGCCUUCCCCGAUUAUAUAAAGUCCUUGUCAUGAGAAGGUGCCUUGUAAAUGUGGGCAGCUGUGCUGAAUAUUAACCCCAGUGGUGCUUUAUGGCCGUUGCUCCACUAGUCAGACUCUCAAAUGGAAAUCGACAGUACGUUAAAAUCAUUGUUUUUUUAGCCCUGUAAAUUCCCUAAAACAGUAUUGUGUAUAAUAUGCUCACGAAUCUGUUCGCAGAGUGAUGUGGUCUUCCCUUGAUGCGUUGUGGCUUUUGAAACGUAUAUCACAUUAACCCUUCUAUUGCAUGUCCGUCAGUGGGUUUCCAUGUGGCUUAUUUGCUCAAAAAAGCACCAUUUAUUUUUUGCAUAUUGAUAAGACGGUAUAGAAAACUGUACCUGAUAAUAUAUAUAUAUUUACUCCACCCAAGAAACGGACAAAUGGCGUACAUGGUAAUAUUUUUUCGAUUACGCGGGUUUAGGUGCAGGGAAUGAUGAUCUAUUGGGGUUUUUGAUUGUUAAAUAAAAUAAUGUAAUUAGGGUUAUUCUAAUUAGAAACCCAGUGAUUUGUUACUGUUUUAUUUGCUGGCACGCGAGAGAAGUGGAUUCUCUCUGGCUGGGAUGGAUGCUAGCCAUAGGCACUGGGGUGCUCCAGGGUGACACACCGCGACAACACCCAAGUGUGAACGUCUCAAAAGGGAGAAUGGACAUUUUGCGAAACAAAGUUGAUUAGUAUUCUUAGGUUUUUUCGGUAAAGUCACGUAGGUAAAACAUUUAAAUUAAUAUUUUACUUUUAUAAAUUUUUAUUUUUUACCUACGUGACUUUACCGAAAAAACCUAAGAAUAUGAAUCCUUGCAGUCACGAAAGCUUAAAAUCUAAAGUCGAUUAGCCUAUAAAGUCGAUAUGCAUCGUAUACUCUGAUAUCUAUGUAUGUAAAUCAAUAAUUGUUGGUUUAUUCACGACGAUACAUUGAUGAACAAUCUCACAAUGGUCUGAUGUUUAAUGGCCAUACAACAUUUUUUUUUUGCUGUGGUGGAGGGCAACCUUCGCUUUUGUUUGUCCUGUUGCCCCCGCCCCCCCCGUGCAUCUCUGAUUACAGAGAGAAGAGACUGCCGAAUGAUUACAUCAAACGUCAUGCAAAUGUUAACUCGAUGGCAUAGCCAGGGUUUUCAGACAAGUUUCGUUGAUUUGGUUCAAGCCAUGGUAAGGUGUAUUAUUAGUUUGUUUGGGUGCCAUUAAAAAACAUAUGUAUUCUUAAUCGUUAACCUUAAUAUUGAACUCGAAAUCACUAAUUGCUGAGGAUGACCAGAAGGCAGUACAACAGCUUUGCAGUUCGUUUGGAGAUCGCAACAAAUCUUAUUCUUCUGUUAUCCUCAUUGCUCGAGUGUUGGAAAGUCUCCUCGAUGCAUCCUAUCAUAUGUCCCCAUGCUCGUUUAAGCAUUGGGCAAAUGCUCAUCUCCGCAAGUGGUCUUGAGGGAGCGGUGGGAAUUCCAUGUGACAGUGGCAGGGACCAUAUUCUGUUAAUGCAACAGCUACUGGUGGCUUAAAAGAGAGUGAGGCUCAUUCCAAGCCUAUUUUAUCCACCGAGGAAGAUGAUGAGCUGAGACGACCCUGUCUGGGAUUUAAACUCGUGGCCUUGUCAUCGUGGGCCAAUUGUGAUGUCAGGACUUUGUCAUUUGUUGAUAAAUUCUUAAAUUAAAUAAAUCUACCUAAUUGCUUUUGUAAAACUCAGAA
This is a messenger RNA of Lethenteron reissneri (Far Eastern brook lamprey), 6986 nucleotides long. It is a transcript of the gene TMEM135, whose product is annotated as transmembrane protein 135. Lineage: Eukaryota; Metazoa; Chordata; Hyperoartia; Petromyzontiformes; Petromyzontidae. The record is from RefSeq and is a predicted model, not a curated record.